AUGUAUUCGGUUUGUCUACUAUUUGUUAGAGCACUAUCUGCAGCCAGAAACCCCUGUUUGACCAACACCUCACACUCUACAUACCCCUCCUCUACAUAUACUAUCAACAUGGCUCCCCCAAAACACACUCCCCGCUCAAUCCUCGAAACCUUCUACGCCGCGGAACGAAUCUACAUGUCUGCACUCCCCUCCUCCCGAGACUUCACGACCCUAGCCGCCGUCGUCUCCCCCACCUUCCGCCUCGAACAAACCUCCGCGCUCCCCUACGCAGGAACCUACAUUGGCCCACGGGGAUUCCAAGACUGGGCGACGCGCAUGGCGGACUACUUUGACGUCGUGGACGUGCGGGACCCCGAGGUGUUUGAGCGCGACGGGUCGAACAAGGUGAUGGUUCUGGCGAAUGUGCUGUUCCGCGUGAGGGCUACGGGGGAGGAGUUGCUUUUCCCGUUUGCGCAGGCGAUUACGGUGGAUCUCGAGCUCGGGGUGAUGACUGAGCUCAGGCCGUUUUAUUGGGACGUUGCUGCUGUUAAUAAGGCGUUGGGUGUUGGCCAGUGA
Molecule: messenger RNA, 555 nt
Organism: Aspergillus calidoustus
Lineage: Eukaryota; Fungi; Ascomycota; Eurotiomycetes; Eurotiales; Aspergillaceae
Source: the annotation of a GenBank genome assembly